AUGAAGAUUCCUACUGAGGCCUUGUAUGCUUUCCUGGGAGAUAAGGCAGAGGAAGUUAACCUGGCAGUAUUUUGUUUUGAGCAUGACAGCCUGUUCCCGGUAAAUCAACAGUAACAACUACAACAUCUCAGAGAUGACUAAUGAAACAGACCUGCACUCAUAACACACAUAGACAUUUCAGGACAUCCUCAUUUCAAGCAAAGCACAGAAAAACAUCUGUGGUACUUUCUCAUUUUAACUCUAGUAUGUGAAUCAUGUAGUGACAACAAAUUGGUAUAAACAUACACUGAUGUUAUUAGUGCACAUUUGAAUGAAGCCCUGAAGCAAACUGCAUCGUGACAGCCUGCUAUGGAAAUUGGCUUCAUUUAUUUAAAGGGUAUUUUUAGCAUGUUGACAGUUCUGGGAAGACCCAACAAACACUUGCGUCUCUGUCAUCUAUGUAAAGUUGCAAUGCAAACUUCUGUUCUCUCUUCUGAUCCUUGGCUAGGUGGAGGAGAACGACGAUGAGCUCCUAAACAGCUGAGUGGUGGCCAUCGAUGUGGGAGAGGACAUCUCAGGCCUCACUAACCAUAUAAAGGUCACAUUCCUCUUCCAGAAUGCAUCACUGGUUAGUGAGCAGUGCAUAUUCACAUCACAAUCAACCGUCACAGUCUCGUUUUCAUUUAUUUCAUGAUUACUAUUAUUUUCCUGUCUGUAAUCCAACAAUUGCUUUACGGCCCCAAUAAUUCAUGUUCACAUGUUUAUGAUAUGGUGUGGAUUGGAAUAGGACAGUGACUAAUCAGGUUAUUUUCUCUGAUAGGAAAACAAAUCACUAACGUGUGUUCUGGGAUGUUGAAAAUGGUAGUAUUAUGAAUUAACUAAACAAUAUAGUUUUAUGACGCACUAUAUACAACAAAAUGAUAUGUUGAAAAUGUUUUACUGUAUCUCUUUGUUUCACGGAUACGGUUGCACAUUGGAAUUCCUCUGGAUGUGUCACUGAGACAAAGGAAAAUGAAACAUUAUGCUCUUGUGACCACCUUUCAUUCUUCGCAGUACUUAUGGCGAGAAAUCAUUUCUUAACCUAACUCUUAAAAUAUGUUGUGACCUCACGUUAACAGACUUUCGAUCAAUUAAAUUGAACAAUCAAUCAAAGGGUGAUCUAGCCCCUGUGUGUGUGUUGACGGCAGGCACCAGGCAGUGUCUCUAGUGCCAGUCUGAGCUCGUCCUCUGAGUGCUUGCUGAAAUUGUUGUCCAGGGUGGGCUGUGGAAUAUCCUUCUGUUUCCUAUGUCUGGCUCUCCUCAUCCACCUCAGGUCACAUUCUACCAACAGCUACUACUUACGUUCAUGACACAUGCAAAUAACUAGCCACCACACACAAUGCCACUCAAACAGAACAUCCUCAUUGGAAAAACACGUUUUGUGAUUCAAAGUACCCUUUUUACAUCAGCAGUUGUCACACAGUGCUUUUACAGUAACCUGACCCAAAAGUGGAAGCAGAAGAAACCUAGAUAGGAACUGCCAUAACAAUGAGAUUUGCUAUGUUGUUGAUUUUGACAUUAGAUUUCAUUAUAACUUCUUCCUCCAGAAGGGGUAAAUCUGAUGAUUCCCUGUGCAUCCACAUCCACCUGUGUGUGGCGCUGUUGUGCCUCAACCUGACCUUCCUCACCAACGACAGCCUAGCCUCUCUUGGCGUCCAUGGCCUGUGUGUUGCUACAGCAACAGCCACCCACUACUCCCUGCUGUGUACCCUCACCUGGUUCUCCCUGGAAGGCUUCCACCUCUACCUGCUCAUCAUCCGGGUCUUCAACAUCCACAUCAACAGAUACCUCCUCAAACUGGGCCUGGUAGGAUGGGGUGAGUGCAGUAAGUCAAUGGUGAGGACAAGUAUGAUCAGACUAGGCGUGAUCAGUGAGAAGUGAAACCGUUUCACCCAGCUGCACAUGGUAUUGUCCAGCUUGAUCAGCUCCAUGCUGGAGGGAUUUCUGGAUCUUUUCAGCUUUCAUUAAUUUAUUUAAAGUAUCUAUGCUGUCUCUUGGUGUUUGACUCAACUGGGGAACCCAAAUGAAAAUGUUCCUUAUCUCUUUCAGGAAUACCUGGCAUAGUAGUUAUCAUAAUUGUUGCUUGUGGCAAAUAUGGAGAAUACAACAUAUACCAGUAAGACGGUGGUGCUGUUAAAAUGUAAGUAAUAUUAUAAUUAUAAUUAUAUGUGUUUUCAUAUAAUAUAAUAUAUAAUAUAAUAUAAUAUAAUAUAAUAUUUAGCAGACGCUUUUAUCCAAAGCAACUUACAGUCAUGUGUGCAUACAUUUUUACGUAUGGGUGGUCCCAGGGAUUGAACCCACUACCCUGGCGUUACAAGCGCCAUGCUCUACCAAUUGAGCUACAGAGGACCACCACCAAUGACUCCCUUUCUCUCUGUAAAAAACUGACUGACUGUGUCCAUGUCUGUGUAUGUACGUGACUGUGUCUGUGACUGUGACUCCCCCCUUCUCUCCCUCCCUCCCCCUUCUCUCCCUCCCUCCCUCCCUCUCCCUCUAUGUCUGUCUGUCUGUAGGUGCUGGUUGACUGACUCUGCUCUGACCACGGUGUCCUUCUCGUACUUCGUGUUGACAUUCGUGGUGAACGUGCUGUGCUUUGGGUCUGUGACAGUGAAGGUGGUGAGGGCCCACCAUCAGAGUCCAGUCCUGAGGGAGAGUGGUAUGAGCAGGGGGACAGUACUUAGUCUGCUGGGUCUGGCCUGGCUCCUGGGGGUCUCCUGGGGGGUCCUGCUCUUCCAGUUUGGCCCCCUGAAGGAGACAGCCUUCUACAUCUUCUGCACUGUCAACUCUCUCCACGGUGAGAUAAGAUACAGCCCUUGUUCUCAUUCAUAUUUGCAUUUACAUAUCAGACGCACACAUACAUAAACAGUAGCACAAUCCCAUGCAAAUUCAAGGAUAAAAAGCUCAUCAUGGUAAUUUAAUGACUCUAUUAAAUUACUUUUUUGCUAUUAAUGUAAUAGUCCGUAGAUCUAGUAAAUAAAGGCAUGCCAUUAUAAAACACUGUAGGUAAUGUCCUGGUUGUGGCAUUGACAGCAGAUUAACAACCCAGUCUGAUACUGUGGUCUAUGGUCAGGACCUAGGGUCUAUUACACCACUGGGUGUCACUAUUGUAUACAAAGACAGAUUUAUUAUCUUUCAUGAGCAGCUCUUGUAAUUCAGUCAACAUGCUUAGUACGGUUUUGACUAGGUGGUAUACAACUUUUUUUUCGUAGAGGGUUAGGAGAACUUACCCAGCAGAAUAGGACAAUUAACGUAGGAGGUUAGGAGAAUUAGGUUAAGACUAUAAAAAGGGUUAGGGUUAGCUAAAAUGCUCUCCUAACCUGCUACGAAAAGUAACUUCUAUCGAGUCACAACCGCUUAUUACAACCUACAGGCAUCUUCCUGUUUCUACUCUAUUGGGCCUUAACUCCGCCAGAAUAGGCAUCUAUCUCCACGGCAUCCACUGA
Coregonus sp. 'balchen' is the source of this 3461-nucleotide messenger RNA. NCBI's taxonomy places the organism in Eukaryota, Metazoa, Chordata, Actinopteri, Salmoniformes, Salmonidae. The record is from the annotation of a GenBank genome assembly.